Messenger RNA from Bombus impatiens (common eastern bumble bee), 3043 nucleotides. RefSeq names its product tubulin glycylase 3A-like. Gene Ontology annotation, cellular component: cilium. The coding region runs from base 27 to 2615 and encodes 862 amino acids. The record is from RefSeq and is a predicted model, not a curated record. Lineage: Eukaryota; Metazoa; Arthropoda; Insecta; Hymenoptera; Apidae. Gene Ontology annotation, molecular function: protein-glycine ligase activity, initiating. Gene Ontology annotation, biological process: cilium movement; protein polyglycylation; cilium assembly. The transcript has 13 exons.
AACCUACAGAUUUGCAAGCGCGCUACAUGAAAGCAAACGAUGAGGCGCUAUCGAAUUUGGAGCCGACCAGCUCGGAUAAAACGGACAAGAAUGAAGAACAACCUGUGGUGGACGAACCGCUAGAUAACAACCCGAAACCAACGCUAGACAUUGUAUCAGAUGCGAAUAUAGUUCAAGGAACAGUUCAGCCGAGUUUAGAACUUCCACCGACGUUACACGAACGAUUUAUGCGAAUCAAACAAAUAGUGAAAGAUGCCAUAGCUGCGCAUCACACGUUUAUGGUGUACGGAAGGGCGCGAGUGAUUCGCGAAUGCAUGUUAAGACGAGGAUGGUGCGAAAAGUUCUUCAAAAAGAAUACCAAUGGUGAACAACAUUUUAACGUGGAUGCAAGUCCUGUCGUAUUGUUGGCUGGUAUCGGCGAUUUAAGGGAUCAGCAAAGCGAGCGCCUAUUGAUCUCUAGAAUGCUCACUAAUCACACCGUGGAUUUUCUCUGGAACACAGGAUCGGAAUGGCCCGGUUGGCCAGCACAGGACAACAAAACGACGAUCUUUAACAGAUAUUGUCGGGCAGGAUUCACGUCGAAGGUGGGUUUAUGUUCAAACGUCAGACAAAUGCACUGGUAUUACGAGGCUGGAGUGGCGAACACACUUUUUCCACGUUGCUAUAAUUUAUGCCAAGGCGAUCAGAUGCACGCUUUCGUCGAAGACUUUCGAUUCACAGCAUGUCUAGGUCUGUUAAAAUGGUUAGUUAGUAAGAUCAACAACGAAGGUGAAAACGCAGUUAGAGCACCGACUGGCACGGUGCCCUUGAAGGCGUUAGAGUUCGCAAUUAAACGAUGCAGCGAUUACAUUAGCGCACAAUCGCACGAGGAUAUCGACCAAGAAAUCGAAAGGGUUUGGGUGCAUCAAUGGGAUCAGUUUAUCAGCUGGUACUAUCAGAUCGUUCAUGGUCACGCUCUCUUUGUUCGAAACAAUGUGCCAUUUCAAAAAUUCUUCUUGGCGUCGAAGCAUAUCCUGAAGAAGAUGAAGAAGUACUGGCCACAAAUCGAUAUGGACGGUGUGAUGAACGUGUGGAUCAUGAAACCGGGAAAUAAAAGCCGAGGUCGAGGAAUCGUUCUGCUGAAUAAACUGGAAGAUGUCAUGGCGAAGAUGAAUCCAUCGAAUAAAUCAGACACGCGCUAUGUCGUACAAAAAUACAUUGAACGGCCAUUACUCAUACACAGCACUAAAUUUGACAUCAGACAAUGGUUCGUCAUUACCUGCGCCCAGCCCCUAACUCUUUGGAUAUACAAGGAAAGUUACCUGCGAUUCUGCUCCCAGAAAUUCAGUUUGACGGACUUCCACGAGUCGAUUCAUCUGUGCAAUCACGCGAUCCAGUGCAAGUACACGAAUUGCGGCGAUAGAAAUGCUGCGUUGCCCUCGGACAAUAUGUGGGAUGCUACGACCUUCAAAGAGUUUCUCAAAUCUCAAGGACACGACAAAGCGUGGGACGAUAUAAUCUAUCCUGGGAUGAAGCAAGGCCUGGUUGGCUCUUUGUUAGCUAGUCAAGAAGCUAUGGACCGUCGAAAAAAUAGUUUCGAACUCUAUGGCGCUGAUUUUAUGGUUAUGGAUGACUUUUCCGUAUGGCUGAUCGAAAUCAAUAGUCAUCCUGACAUGAGUUACUCGAGCAAAGUUACGACACGCCUGUGCAGGCAAGUUCUCGAGGACACCAUAAAAGUGGUUAUAGAUUAUCGAGAAGAUAAAAACGUUGAUACAGGAGAGUUUGAGUUGGCUUACAAACAAAGGAUGCCAAGUUGUCAACCAUAUUUAGGCGCAGCUCUAUCUCUUCAAGGGACUAGAAUAACUACUUGUGGGAAGAAAGCUAAUUUAAAUAAUCAGGAAUCGAAAGUUAGUCUCGUUUCGAAGUCCCCGAUGACUUGUUUAACGAAGAAGAAAUCGACUGUGCACAAUCAAAUCGGUCCAGUGAUCGUAGAUUUGAUCGAAGAAUUAGAAAUACAGCUUGACCAAGAAUUUUACGCUUACUACAAAGUGGACUCGCCUAAGUUAAGGCAAGCUCUACCAACGAGUGCACCUCCAAAGCCCUUAAUAACUGCUGUGCUGAUCGAUAAGCAGGAAUCGACCGUGAAAAGUGCACCUGUGGUUGGCCCGGUACCUAACGUUAAGUCAAAAUUCCCUACAUCCGUUCAGGAAAAAAUUGGCAAUAAUCAGAAACAUAUGACGCGCAUGCCGAGAAAAUCGCACACUUUCGCUGGACCAGAUAGCAGUAAGACAGAAUCAUCUCCGAUAUCGCAGUCUUUGGUUACCAAGAUUAUGGCUUUUCAGAAACAAUCUACAAAAUUGGUUCCAAAAAUAGAAAAACCUUUGAAGUCAAACAAUGAUAAGACGGUGAUACGAGAUGCCAUUAAAAAGUACAAGAAGAAUACUCCUCAUCUGUCCACCAUAACUCGGGAAACACCAACGUUGCCGUCUCUUCUAACUACAAACAAAGUUGGUCAAGCAGUGAACGUGAAAAAUAAAAAUCGUAACGUCCCAAAAAAAUAUCCUCGUCAAAAGAAGAAUAAGAUUUUAUCAGACAUCACGGACAUGUACGCCGUUGGUUUAAGGUUAACUAAGUGAUUGAAAAUGUCUUUGUGAUCUGCACUCGUUACUCUUCCAUUGUUGAUCUAUCCUUAGAGUCUAUAUUUGAACGUAUAUUUGAACUGAACUGUAAAUGAUCAAUAAAAAACUAUACUACCGACCGUUAAGAUCUUCCGAUUUUUUACUCCCUGUAAGAAAAUACCGAAACAAAAUCAAAUCGACUUCUUCAAAUCGAAAAAAAACAUGAUUUGACAUUAAUUAACCAACAUCAAUGGCAACUUAAAAAAAAAUCAAAAUUAUUAAAGUGGAACAGUCAGACAAAUGGAGACCAUCGUUCUCCAAAGAUUCUCCUCUAAAUUCGAUGAUUAGCUGUAAAAAAAUUAAGCGAUAUACGUUCUUUUUGUCCAUACUUGUCACGUGGAAUGGAGUACGUCGACUCAUCUUGGAAUUCUGGAGGUACUGCAACC